AUGUCCGAAAGAAAAGUUUUAAACAAAUACUAUCCGCCGGAUUUCGAUCCGUCGAAAAUCCCGCGGAUGAAAUUACCAAAAAACCGUCAAUACACUGUUCGUCUAAUGGCCCCCUUCAACAUGAGAUGCGAAACUUGCGGAGAAUACAUUUACAAAGGCAAGAAAUUCAACGCCCGUAAAGAAGACGUUGAGCACGAAGAUUAUCUGGGUAUUCGCAUCUAUAGAUUUUACAUCAAGUGCACGAGAUGUUUGCAAGAAAUAUCAUUCAAAACUGACCCGAGAAAUACGGACUAUGAGAUCGAGGCUGGUGCUACCAGGAACUUCAUGGCUCUUAAAUUGGCAGAGGAGCAAGCACAGAGGGAAGAAGAGGAAGCCAAAGAAGAAGAAGCCAAUAAUCCAAUGAAGCUUUUGGAAAACAGGACCAAACAAUCAAAAAAUGAAAUUGAACUUUUGGAAUCCUUAGAAGAAUUAAAAGAUUUAAAUAAGAGGCAACAAGUGAUUGAUUAUGAUACGAUGUUGUCUGGAUAUGAUCCACGUUUAUCUCAGCAAGAAAGAGAGGAGAGGUUGAAGCAACUAGAUGAAGAUUAUAUUAAGACAGUUAAGUUCAGCAAUCCAAAUAAAAGAAAACUAGUAGUGGAAGAAGAGAUUAUUGAAGAAGAAACUUCUAAAGUCAUAAGAAGUGACAAACCAACAACAUCAACUGCAACUUCAAGUAGUUGGUCACUAAACACAACUAAAUCAAAAGCUGCUUUGGUCAAAAAACCAUUAGUGGGCCUAGUUAAAGUCAAAAAUAGCGAAGAUAAGAAAACCAAUUUUGAAGAACCUAAGGCAACAUUAACCAGUAAUACUGUACUUAACAACUCGUUUGAGAACUUACGUGGUGACUUUCCAAAUUUCUCCAAGAAUCCUAGAAGAACAUCACAAUCGAAAAUAGUGACUGAAAGGACAUAA
Ceutorhynchus assimilis (cabbage seed weevil) is the source of this 951-nucleotide messenger RNA. The record is from the annotation of a GenBank genome assembly. Lineage: Eukaryota; Metazoa; Arthropoda; Insecta; Coleoptera; Curculionidae.